Messenger RNA from Sodiomyces alkalinus F11, 972 nucleotides. Its product is annotated as PUA-like protein. Gene Ontology annotation, cellular component: cytoplasm. Gene Ontology annotation, molecular function: sulfate adenylyltransferase (ATP) activity. The transcript has 17 exons. Lineage: Eukaryota; Fungi; Ascomycota; Sordariomycetes; Glomerellales; Plectosphaerellaceae. The coding region runs from base 1 to 972 and encodes 323 amino acids. The record is from RefSeq and is a predicted model, not a curated record.
AUGCUCCGUCAACUCCGUGGUAGCGGAGGAAGAGCUAAUACCCCUCACGGAGGCGUCAUUAAGGACCUCUUCGUUCGCGAUACUCCGCGGCACGCUAAGCUUCUGGCCGAGUCGGACACCCUGCCCGCCUUAACCCUGACGGAACGCUACCUAUACGAUCUUAAGCUGAUCCUUAAUAGCGGCUUUUCUCCCCUGGAGGGUGGUAUAGUUAUAGAAAACCGAUUAGCCGAUAGCGCCUUUUUUAGAAUUAAGCCCGGUGCCUAUAUUACCCUAUACGACCUUUAUAAUAACCGCGCUCUCGUUAUCCUUACCGUUGAGGAUAUAUACAGGCCCGAUAAGUACGAAAUAUAUGAGGUCUUUAGCAGUCCCGAUAAUAAGACCUACCCCGGUAUUAAGUACCUCUUCUAUAUAGCUAAGGAAUUCUAUAUUAGUAGUAAGACUUAUAACCCUAUAUACUAUACCUAUCACGAGCUAACGCCCGGCGAUAUUAACUACUUUACCCGCGUCCGUUAUACUACUAUCCGUAAAAACCACGGCGUAAUACACUUUAUCAAUAAGCACGGUAUUAAGAUACUGGCUAAUAUGAUUCCUAAGGGCACCCGUAUAGCUAAUAUCUCCGGCACUAAGCUCCGUUACCGCCUAAGGACCGUUAAGGUUCUCCACGAGCAGAACCCCCUACCUUCGACUAAGGGCUUUACCAGUGGCGGGCGGUCCGUAUUAAUACUAUUAAGCGAGAUAGUGCGCCGCGAGGACCUAUCGGAGCUAAUACGCGCCGGUGCGACCCUUAUAGAGAAGUCGGGCCCCUUUUUCCUUAUUUACGUGGUAAUACCGCUCGAGUACCCUAAGAAGACAGACCGGCGAAGUAUCAAUAAGAAGGCCCGGGCCGGUAAGAUUAAGGGUUUUACAGGCGUCGAUAACCCGUAUAAGAACCUCGUUAAGCCAGACUUAAUCAUCUUACUGCUUAAGAGCUAA